This is a messenger RNA of Caenorhabditis angaria, 634 nucleotides long. The record is from the annotation of a GenBank genome assembly. Lineage: Eukaryota; Metazoa; Nematoda; Chromadorea; Rhabditida; Rhabditidae.
AUGCAAAAAUUCCUAAUUUUCUCGCUGAUUUUUGGCUUGGCAGCGGCUGUGGAUAGUUCGACUACUGUAACUGUGCCAACAACCAGUGAGUACUGUAAAUCAAAGGUUACUGUAGCUGGAAAAUCCACGUUUUUGGACACCAAAUGAGCCUAGGGUUACUGUAGAUACUGUAGAUCAAAAUUUUUUCCAGCCGCAAUUUGUCAAGACGCCUCCGGCGUCAACUGUCAACUCUACAUUUCGCAAUGCAGUGAUCCAAACUACAAGCCACUUUUGUCGGGGUACGGUAGAUUACUGUAGCUCCUCAAAAAUCCACGUUUUUUGACACCAAACAAGCCCAGGAUUACUGUAGAUUUUGGCGCCAAAAUUUAAAUUUUUUGCAGAAAAUGCGACAAAACUUGCGGAUUCUGUGGACCAAAAUUGACGACCACCAAACCCAACACACCGUGUGUGGAUAGCGCGUCAAAGUAGGUCAAAAACGCGUGUGUGCCACGUGUCACCUGUGUCAUACUGUACCAAUUGUUUCAGCUGUGUGAAUUGGGUCAAAAAUGGAUUCUGCACCAAUACAUUCUACAAUUGCACCCAACGCAAACAAUAUUGCGCUAAAUCUUGUAAUUUGUGUAAUACUAAUUGUUAA